This is a messenger RNA of Fusarium tjaetaba, 870 nucleotides long. Its product is annotated as WW domain protein. The transcript has 2 exons. Bases 1 to 870 code for a protein of 289 amino acids. The record is from RefSeq and is a predicted model, not a curated record. Lineage: Eukaryota; Fungi; Ascomycota; Sordariomycetes; Hypocreales; Nectriaceae.
AUGUCCCGCUACGCAGACGCUCACAAGAACACCUCCGGCCCUGGCGAUGCUCGUCCAACAGCCCUGCAAAUCGUGCGCGAUGAAGGUCUUGAAGGCGCUUUGACGGAUAAAGUCUUUUUGAUCACUGGCACCUCUGCGGGAAUUGGUAUUGAGGUUGGCCGUGCCAUUGCUGCAACCGGCGUUCGCGUUUUUCUCGCGUCGCCUACACUCAAUGUCCUCAUUAACAACGCCGCUAUCAUGGCGACACCUACACGCAUCGAGACCAAGGAUGGUUUCGAGCAACAACUAGCCACCAACUACCUCGGCCAUUUUCUCCUCUUCUGGCUCCUCAAGGACACACUUCUCAAAGGAUCAACGCCUGAGUUCAACUCCCGCGUCGUCAACGUAUCAUCCUCAGGCCAUCACGCUUCAGAGAUCGUAUACGACGACUUCCAGCUCAAAGAGCCAGACGCUUAUAGUCCUUUCAAGGCCUACGGCCAGAGCAAACUCGCUCAGAUCUACAUGUCUAACUACAUUGACCGUGUUUACGGCCCAAAGGGUCUUCAUGCUACUAGCGUCAUGCCUGGUGGCAUCGCAUCAAACCUCCAGAAGCAUAUGCCUGAGUCAGUGCUCAAGGACAUGAAAGAGGAUCCAAAGACGAUAAAAUUUAUGAAAAGUCCCGAGCAAGGUGCUGCGACUACCGUUCUGGCAGCAGUUGGUAAAGAGUGGGAGGGUAAAGGCGGGAAGUACCUUGAGGACUGUCGACCAUCCAGGCCGGAGCCGUUGAUCCCGGGUAUGAUGGGGUAUAAGGAUUAUAUCUAUGCUUCAGAGAAGGAGAACCGAACUUGGGAGCUUACUUUGCAGACUUUGGGUCUUCAGGAGACGUCUUAG